Hypanus sabinus (Atlantic stingray) is the source of this 3466-nucleotide messenger RNA. It is a transcript of the gene kin, whose product is annotated as Kin17 DNA and RNA binding protein. The record is from RefSeq and is a predicted model, not a curated record. Gene Ontology annotation, molecular function: double-stranded DNA binding. The transcript is spliced from 13 exons. Gene Ontology annotation, biological process: DNA replication; DNA damage response. Gene Ontology annotation, cellular component: nucleus. Bases 68 to 1234 code for a protein of 388 amino acids. NCBI's taxonomy places the organism in Eukaryota, Metazoa, Chordata, Chondrichthyes, Myliobatiformes, Dasyatidae.
UCUGUGUGGUGACGUAGCAGUCAAAGUGUGUACCAGCCCAGCCGGUGGUGUCAUCGAAGCGGACAGGAUGGGCAAGGCCGAGUUCCUCACACCCAAGGCAAUCGCCAACCGCAUCAAAUCCAAGGGGCUGCAAAAGCUGCGCUGGUAUUGCCAAAUGUGUCAAAAGCAGUGCCGGGACGAGAAUGGUUUUAAAUGUCACUGCAUAUCGGAAUCCCACCAACGACAGCUUCUGCUGGCAUCUGAGAACCCACAGCAAUUUAUGGAUUACUUUUCAGAGGAGUUUCGCAAUGAAUUUCUUGAGCUGCUUAGAAGACGUUUUGGAACAAAGCGCGUUCAUAACAAUGUUAUCUACAAUGAAUACAUCAGCCACCGAGAACAUGUUCACAUGAAUGCAACAAUGUGGGAAACGUUGACUGACUUCACCAAGUGGCUUGGCAGAGAAGGUUACUGCAAAGUGGAUGAAACACCAAAGGGUUGGUACAUUCAGUACAUUGAUCGUGAUCCAGAAACCAUCUGUAGACAACAGGAAUUGGAGAAAAAGAAGAAGCAAGAGUUGGAUGAUGAGGAAAGAAACGCCAAGUUUAUUGAAGAGCUAGUUAGAAGAGGAAAGGAAGGAAAAGAAGAGGAUAUCCCAGUUUUUACAGAACUGAAGAGAGAAAACGAGGAAGAGAAAGUUGCCUUUAAUUUAAACAAAGGACAAAGUGCGUCGUCAACAACAACAGGUAAAUCUAGUAUUUUGACACCGAAUCCAUUGCAAACAAUAGCAUCAGUAAAACGAAAGGAAUCGGGUCCCACUUCUUCAGAAACAAAAGACAAGAAGAAAAAAUCUGCAUUGGAUGAAAUAAUGGAGUUUGAAGAACAGAAAAAGCGAAGUCUGAGAAGAGAUCAUUGGCUUCACACUGGAAUUGUCGUUAAAUUAAUAACUAAGAAACUUGGAGAAAAAUAUUAUAAGAAGAAAGCAGUGAUAAAGGAAGUUCAAGAAAAGUACACAGCAAUUAUCAAAAUGAUUGAUUCUGGAGAUAAACUAAAAGUUGAUCAGACUCAUUUGGAGACGGUCAUCCCAGCCCCUGGUAAGAAGCUGCUGGUUGUGAAUGGUGGUUAUCGAGGCAAUGAGGCCAUUCUGGACUCAAUACACGAACAAAGCUUCAGUGCUACAAUAAUCAUAGAUUCUGGACCGCUGCAGGGACGGAAGGUUGAAGGUGUACAGUAUGAAGAUAUUUCAAAAUUGGCUUAAACUCUCAUCAAAACUGGGUUUGAUAUUUUGACAGUUCAAAGCAUCAUGUUGAUGUCCAAUGAUUUUUUUUCUCUAGUGCAGACUCUACUGUGUCAGAGUUCUUAAGUAUAUUCAUUAUUCAUUAACCAUGUUUGAUUUUUUAUCUCUGCUUUACUCUCCUUCCCAAUUCAAACUCUUUAAUAUAAUGCAUUUCAUUAUUUUCUCUGCUAUGUUAAGGGAGCUGUCGCAAAGAGUUUGCUUAAUAUUAACAAAUAAGAGUUAGCUAUUUGAGAGUUUUAGACCCAAUGUCAGUCAAAAUGCGUUAAUUUAUAUUUGAAUCAGAAUAAAAAUAAAAUAUGAUUCUCAAAUAAAUGAUUGUUUUCCUUAUGGUUAUAAAAUGAAACACAGAGGAUUUUUUCCUGAGGAAAUAAUUGCUGAAAGCAACUGAGGUUAAAUUUGAUUAAGUUGAUCCAUUAAUGAAAUGGUUGCAGAAAGCUGCAUUUUUUUAUAGAAAAAAAUAAUACAGGAUGUAAUAUAAAGCAGACUUCAAGAAUAAACCUUACUGAACCUCUUCGAACUUAUCACUGUGAAUUAAAUUCCUUUACUAAAUGAAGUUUACCUGAACUUCGAGAAAUAAUUACUUAGCUAAAACCAUCCACUUGGUUCUAGAUCUUAUUCACACAAGCUUUUUAAGAGACAUUUCAGAAGCAUUAAUUGACAGUGUACUCAACACAGUUAAUUGCUCAAUAGUUCCUGGCAUUUUUCCAGAUUCUCUACAAACCUGUUUUUAAACCACUGCUUAAGAAAAAUUAAAUCGAGACUGCUCUGUUUUGGACAAUUUUAGGAAAAAGUAGUGUUUUUGUCAGUUAAAUGAUUACUUGAAUAAACAUUCUACUCUUGACAAAUAUCAGUCAGGUUUUAGAUCAAAUCAUAGUACAGAAACUGCAUUGCUUUAAGUAGUUAAUAACUUGCAGCUGAAUGUCGAUACAGUUAACUUAUCAGUUCUUGUUCUCUUGGAUUUUAGCACAGCAUUUAAUACAGUAGAUCACAACAUUCUCAUAAACCACCUUAGUCGAUGGCUGGGUCUUUCUGGUCCUGCCUUAAGGUGAUUUCAGUCUUAGAUAACAGGAUGAAAAUUCUUUGUUAGCUGUGGUGAUUGUGUGUCAAAAAUCCAUGUUAUUGUGUUUGGUGGGCCACAAGGAUAAAUUCUUGGCUCGUUAUUUUCACUCUAUGUGCUUCCAUUAGGUCAGAUUAUUUCAAAACACAAGGCGAUUAUCACAGCUACGCAGUCAACACAUAACUGUAUUUGUCUAUUACCCCAGAUGACCCUGGAGCUCUAAGCCCUCUGGACCAGUCUCUUUACUAGUAUAACAGCAUUCAUUUUCCUUAUUUGUAGCAAUUUUUUAAAAUCGAAAAUCUUAGAAAUAAACAAUCAUCUGGCCUUACAAAUUAAGCCAGAAGUAAAGAAUUUAGGUGUUAUGUGACUGUGAACUAAAUUUCAAAUUACCAUAUUAAUCAGAUUAUUGAGACUGCUUUCUUUCAUUUAAGGAAUUUUGCAAGAGUUUGAUUUCUUACAACAUCUCAAGAUGCAGAGAAAUUCAUACAUGAUUUUGUUUUUAGCUAAUUAGACUACUGUAAUACUCUCUUUUUCAGGACUGCCCAAGAAAGAUAUAAAUCAGGGGCACCUUGUUGAAAAUGCAGCAGCAAGAAUGUUAACCAAAAAAAAAAAAUCUGUGCACGUUUUACCAGUUUUGGCAUCAUACUGGCUGCUUGUGUCCUUUAGGAUCAAUUUUAAAGUACUCUUAAUUGCAUACAAGUCUCAGAAGAAUCUAGCUCCUCCAUAUAUUUUAGUUGUCUGUCCCAUUAUUUCCCUAAUUGUAAUCUUAGAUCCAUGAAUACUGAUUUGUUUAGUCUUCCUAGAGGCAAGCAUUACAAGAACUAGCGAUAGAGCCUUUUGCUGUAAUGCAAAAUUCUGAAAUACUUGACUGAGAUUGGCCAGGCUGGUACUGUGGAACGUUUCAAAACUUCUAAAAAUCCUUAUUUAUACUACUUACAGAAUUACUUAAUUUCCUGUUGAUGUUGAUUACAAUUACAUUUGGUAUUUUCAAUUAUAUUUUAUUCAACAGUGUUUUUCUUAUGAUUUUUAAUUUUUCAUACUGUUUUGACUAUUGAUUUAUCUUUACAAUCUAUGCAGUCUCAUGCAUCUUAAUGUAUGAUGGUGCUAUAUAAAUAAAGUUAUUUUCCAAUGUUAAA